Messenger RNA from Hippoglossus stenolepis (Pacific halibut), 975 nucleotides. RefSeq names its product transmembrane protein 174 (gene tmem174). NCBI's taxonomy places the organism in Eukaryota, Metazoa, Chordata, Actinopteri, Pleuronectiformes, Pleuronectidae. The record is from RefSeq and is a predicted model, not a curated record.
AUGAGACGCUCAGAGUCCCAUCUACUGGCAGACUCCGCUGCCUCGUCAGCCCUGGGGAGUGGGAGUGGACCCUUCCGUGCCAUGUUCACAGAGGCACGUCACAGGCUAUUUGUCAUGCUGAGAGUCUUCAGUUACUCUGUGUUCACCCUCUUCGACUCUGUGUUCACUGGAGGAGGCACAGUGGCCCAGAUUCAGUGUCCGCACACGUUACACUGCAGAGACCUCGAGGUUUCUGGACUGGGAUGGUGGUGCAGUGGUCCUGUAACGGAGACCGGCAGGGUUAGAAAUCCUGCAGCAGCGCUCAGUGGGCCACCUGGUGACCCGACUCAGACGGUCGCACCUGCUCCACGCCCUCGCCAGGCAGACACUUUCCUGGAUGUGGAAAAGCCUGGAAAUGCCCUGCUGCUGUCAGGAGUCUUCCUGGCUCUGGUCGAACGCUACCAAUCCAACUCCAGCUUUGAGUGGACCCAACUGCUGGGGCCAAUGCUGAUCUCCAUUGGGGGCACGUUCAUGCUCACCAGCGCCUGCAGGCUCAGCGUCACGUCCUGCUGGAGCUGCAGACAGUUGGACAAAGAGGCGCUUGUGACGCCUGGGACGGAGCAGAGCUCGAGGGGACUUUCUUGUACGUUAAGUUGCAUAAAUCGACCCAUCGUUCUGCACAGUGCUACAACAAUGCUGUGUAUUCCGCCUGCCUAUAAAUCUUUGAUCCAGGAUGUACGGCAGGCUAUUGAUUUCCAGGCUGGCAGCUCAGUGAAUGCCGCCCUUCCUCCUCGUGACGCUGUUUACUGUGUGGAUGGUCCUCUGCAGCUUUCACAGCAGAGGACCACAGAUCAGAAAGCAGGGGAUGCAAGUACAGCACGGAUUGAGGAGACGGACGAGGGUGGAAGAGGACGUGGUGAUGACAGCAGCUCUACCGCCCCCCGUCCACCUGCUUAUGAAGACAUCUACCCGUCCUUUAACCGACACAGUCUGUAG